CCUACCCCUGGGGACUGAAAUGGAACGGUCCUUCCCUUGUCACGGCGAAGUUAUGGCUAGAGUUUAGAUGAUGUAUUAGUUAACAGUAUUAUUCUAAGAUGCUGCUCCCUGAUGCAAACUUAUGAAGGCAGCAGAAAUAAAGCUGUGCAUUUGGGAAAUUCUAUUGGUGCAGUUUGACACUUCGGUUAUCUGUAAUGGAGUAUUUGGAAAAACUGAAACAUUGUUUCAAAGUGUCUUCCUACGAGGAGCAUAAAAUGGAACUUCGAGAUGCACAUCUGAAACUAUCCUUGACAAGACAGAGGAACUCCACAAGCUACCAUACUUCAUGAGGUAGCAUGGAAGUACCAUGGCGCUUACUACACCCGCUGUUGAUCUUUCCACUCAAGGAGAAAGCGGGAUUAAAAUAAAAAAAGAAAAGGAGGAUGAGGUUCCAAGUAAAGAAAAAAAUUGCACAGAAAUCAACAAAUUUAUUGUUAAUGAUCCACAGUUAUCUGAGUUACAGUCUCGCAACAUUACUAUCACAGUUGCAAGUGCAGCCCAAGGAGAAAAAUCAGGUUCUGUUCCUAAGUCUUCAACUCAGAUUCCUCCAAAAACACCUAAUACUUCAGUUUCUGUAAAGCCUGAUCCUCCUCCCAUUGAUUAUCCCAGUAUAUGUGGAGCAUUUGGUUGGACUACUAUCGGAUCUGUACAUUUGCCUUUCAUAAUGCGUGGAGAAGACAGAUUUGUUGCAGUGCGAAUGGUUGAAUGUAAAAUAAUCAGCAAUUAUGCAGAUAUUCUUCCAUGGACAGUAUUUACUUGCACGAACAUAAAAAGUUACUAUAUUACUGAAAAUGAAGCAAAAUUGCUCAAUGAAAUAAAUGGUUUUCAUUGUGAAUUUCAGUUUGGUUAUCAAACGUUUACUUCCAAGGAUGUUGUUGUUCGUCUUAAAGACACUGUAAAAUUUUAUGAAUUUCUUGAAACUUGUAAGACAAAACUCAACAUCCAAGGAGCAAAUCCGGUUUUUAGUGAUCACUGUGGUUACUUUAUCAUUAAUUAUGCUCCUGUACCAUUUGUUAGAAAAGGUACCAAAAAGUAUGUUCCAUUAAAUAUGGUUUAUCCUGAAGGUGUAUCACCUCCAGUAUCAAGUACUGAAACUGUGACUGAAUGGGAUCUAGCUUAUUUAAGAUUUUUGUGCUCUCUUGCCAAUUUAGAUCAAAGGAAAUUUAAACUUGAUAUACAGUUAUGUUGUACAGAAGAUCUUCAAAAUGCUCUUGGUGGUAUUAUGUUUGAAGAGUGGUGGCCAAAUAUGCAAUAUUCUUCCAAAACUGAUAGGUCACAUAUUGCAUCUUCCAGUGAUGUUUUGCCGAAGUGGGGAGAAUCAACACCUGUUGUUCAAUCAACAGCUGUGGGAGUUGAUAGCUCUAAAAUGCUCAGGGAAAAAAUGAAUGAAAUUCAAGACAAAGAUAGCAUGUUGAAUUCCUUUUUGGGUUUGAACAAAUUUUUAGAUAUGAAUACACCAAUGCUAAAACCUGCUCAUGCAACCAGGAAUCCUCACGAGCAAGCCAAUGUUUUAAACUCCAUUCAGAACAGUGAAAAGGCUAGCAUAUUUCCAGCAUCUUUAGAAAACUUCCUGGCCACAUCAUCGUCUUGUAAUUACCCGUAUCCUGUGAAUUAUCGUAAUCAGUAUACUGGUCACAUACAAAGCGACUAUGACCCAUGCCGAAAGGCUGACGGAAGCUUGCCAUCGCUUGCCUCGGGGAGGCCUAGACCAUUUCCUCCACCUCCACCUCUUGUGAGGCUGGGAGGUUCUCGUGUGAAUUCUGUUCCUGGAGAACACGGAAUGGUGCCAAAAGCAUCACCAUCCCUAUAUCCAUAUUUACCUGCACCCACUUCAAAUGCAUCAUGUCCUCCCUGGCUGGCCCGCAUUUUAGAACCUGACUGGUUACGAGAGGAUGAACGAGCAGUAUUACAAACAGAUGCUCCUGAAAAUUUAUCACGGAGACUGAGUGAACAUGAUGCGUGGUGUCCAACAUCUCUUUCAUCUAGUAUUAAUUUAAAUGGAGCUGGCUCCUCAAGUAUACCGAGAAGUAAUAGCAACUCUGUAAGUGCUGUCAGAGAUAACUAUGAUUUCAGUCAUGGAACUUUGUGUCGAGAUGACAGAGUGUUACAUUCUCAUGGGGGUAGUCCAAGGCUUCUAGCUGGCUCUGGUCCUCCACCUCAUUAUCCUACACCUCCACAGUCAUCACCACUGCAACCAUUGUCCCUUUUAGAAUGUGCUGCUGUGCCAGGUAUGACGGAUCUUUACGCCACGAGAUCAACUCCUAAUGGUCUUGUUGAUUUGUGUAGUCCACCCCCGUCACCUGAAAUUCGAACAGCAUUAUCUAACAGCCCAAGAGGCUCACAUUUGUCCAAUUAUGGUUAUCAGCCUCAUAUAACCCGCCUGGUGCAGGUUGAUUCUCGCUAUGUACUUGCAAUCAAUAUUGAACCGCUUAAGUAUAACUCCUUGCUAGCGGUUCCUAUUUCAGAUGUGGUUAAUAAGUUCCUUAGAGGCACUUCAGUACAGUCCUGCCAGAUUGUAUUAGAAACUGUAUUUGGAUUACACCUGUAUGAAUGUACUAGUUUACAACAGGAAGCAUUUGCCAAGCAUAAUUUAACUAUCGUACCCGGUAGCAAGUUAGUUCUGUUGUCUGACCUCAAGAACAGUUUAUAUCAACUUAGGUUUUUAUUGGUUGAGAAAGAGAAGCAAAAAGAGAAACACUGUGACAUUGGGACAGCUGAAUUACCUUUAUCAAAACGUUGGUGUGGUAAUGCUCGUGAAUGCUGAGCAUUGCAUCAUUCCUUUCGCCACUGGCAGUUUUUCUCACAGAGACAGAGAGAAUGAUUUCAUUUUAUGUUUCCAUGUCAGCUAGCAACCAAAAGUCUUAAAUAUGAAUCUCAUUUGUUAAUUCAGUUCCAUUCAUUUGUAGUCUGUAAAGUAUUAUUAACAAAGAAGCCAGUGGCAGAUGUGUGUGUGAAUCCCACCUCAUAUUUUAGAACUACCAUGCGUGCAAAUUUUAAUCUAUUUUUUCAUGUUAUCGAUUAUGUUGAUACUGCAUUUACUGUACAUAGAUGUGUUAGUGUUAAUAAUGCAGAAAGACAAAAGUAAAUUAAAUAUGUUGUGAUUAUGACUAGUUUUGUCUCUUCGUUUCAUUUGACAUUAAAUUAUUAAAAAUUCUAAUUUGUGACCAUGCAGUUAACAUAUUACUGAAGGAAGUGAAGUAAUUAUUUAUUUAUAUAUAUUGCAGUAAAAUAACUGAUGGUUUUGGCAAACCAAAAAUGAUUGCAACAUCAAACAUGGAUGAAACUUUAGCCUAUGAAAGAUUAUAUACAUUUUAUUAAUUUUAAAUGUUUUCAUAUUCUAGUUUAAUUUUUUUAAUACUACAGUUGCUCCUUCAGAUAUGCAAUGCUUGUGUGACUUUAUGCUUACUAUACGGGUUACAUACAUACCGCAAUCUGUCUUGUUGCAGUAUAUGUCAGACAUUACAAAAAUACUGUUUUUCAGGAAUUAUUAAGUACUAACCUUCAUUGCUUAAAAUGUUCAUUCAUUGAGAUUUUUCAGCUAUUGAUUUCUUGGUUGUAAUAAAUUACUGAAAUUUAAUGUUAUUUCAUAAUACAGACAUUAUGUGUAAAUAAACAUUAAUAUACAACAUUACUAAAUUUAAGUGUUGCAUCAUGUUAUGAAGCAUUUUAUUGUAUAGGUAAAAUAUAUUGUUUUAAAAUAAUUUCAUUUGCUAAAUUAUUUUUCAAUUUAUAUAAAUUUUAGGGCCAAAUAUAAAUUCCAAAACUAUUUAUGCCUGCCAAAGUGACAUGCAUUUAAUCUAGUAUUGUUCAUACACAUAUUGUGUAGAUAUUACAUGUAUGUGAUUUGUAAACAGAAACUGUCUGUUAGUAAUAGUAAAAAUAAAUUAAAUUUUUUUUAAUACACAAA
This is a messenger RNA of Stegodyphus dumicola, 3946 nucleotides long. RefSeq lists its product as uncharacterized. Lineage: Eukaryota; Metazoa; Arthropoda; Arachnida; Araneae; Eresidae. The record is from RefSeq and is a predicted model, not a curated record.